AGAAUGAAAUGCGAGCAGCGGAGCACGUGGCUUUCAGCGCAUGCUGCGCCCUCUAACGGCAUCCGCUGUGAACUGUUGCACUUGCUCAGUUAAGUCACGCGACUCGCGUCUUCGCAUCCUCGACCGCCGCUCAGCUUAUCACAAUGUGUCGCGGUGGACGCUAGUGAGCAGAUAUAUUUCUGCCUCUCGCGCAAGACAGCACGUCGAUGUUCUGACGAGGGUCUUGGUAACCCUUACUGACACUGUAAACUCACGUUCUCUUGCGACUCGCUCUAUUUUUUUUUUUUUUUUUUUGUCAACCAUGCUGCGACUUUAAAUGCUCAGUGAAGGUUACCGUCUGGUUUCAGCUGCUCGGACGGUGACAUUGACAGACGUCAGUCUUAGCGCGGACACUGGGAUUCGUCAUCUGACCUCCGAAGAAAUAGCAGGCCACAGCGAAGACAGCACCUCUGCUUCCGUGGUUGAGACGCACACCGAGAAAGGGACUGCCCACGCGAGGGUCACUAGAAAUGGCGCCACGCGCAGCUUGGCAGCGAGGUCACCUCUACGGACGGAGCGCUCGCGACCGACAACGCUGCUGUCCGGAGCCACCUCGCCGUCCACAGCGGAUAGCGCAGCUUCCGUCGGGAGGAGGCCUCGCGAAGACGUUGCGAGCGAACCCAAGGAAGAGCCCAAGGUGGAUGAACCCGAGCUGCAGCGCGCAGUUGAGUCGGGCAUGGAUCCCGGAGCCAAGCCGAAGAUCGAGCCCCUCGUGCUGCCCAACUUAGAGCACAGGAUGCUCGAGCCGUCGCUUCUUCCGCCGCGGUCGCCACCUGGACGCAGGGAUCUGCACCAACCUCUGAAGAUGCGUGACCUGAGGGACAGGCCCAAAGUUAAACGGUCUCUCUGCAACAGACUAUUCGCGCCUGGCCUGACCGUCGUGUUGGUGCUCACCAUAGCAGUUUUGAGUACGGCCCUCAUGGAACACUGGUGGAACCGCGACCGACCGAUGGUCAGGGGCUUGUUCGGCGCCGUGCGUGGGGAGAAGAUUGUGGUCAGCGACCAGGGACGCCUGUGGACCGUGCACGCCUUCCUGGGCGUCCCUUUCGCCAAGGCGCCCCGAGGACCUCUGCGCUUCAAGCCGCCGCAACCGCUGGACACGCCACUUGGGAGGGACGAGAGAGGAAACACCCUGGACAGCCUGGCCAAGCGGCCGCCCUGUCCGCAGCAGGACUUCUACCUCGGUCAGCAGUUGGUCAACACCGCCAACGGAAGUGAGGACUGCCUGCACGUCAACAUCUGGGUGCCGGCUCGAAAUUGCUCGCCCGAUGCGGAGCCGAGCUCGUGCCGAGGAAAGACCGUGCUCUUCUUCCUCUACGGGGCGUCCUUCCAGAACGGCGGGAACAGCUUCGAGCUCUACGACGGCCGUUACCUGUCCGCCCUGGGCGACCUGGUGGUGGUCGUACCGAACUACCGCGUCGGGGCGCUGGGCUUCCUCAGCGGCCCGUCGGCCAACACGUUGCCGGGCAACGUCGGCCUGCACGAUCAGCGACUGGCGCUUUCGUGGACGCUGGCCAACAUCGAACACUUCGGCGGCAACACGUCCCGCCUGGUCCUGGCGGGUCACGACGCCGGGGCGACGUCCCUGGGCUACCACCUUUUCAGCGGGGACUCCGGCUUCUGGACCCGCAGCGUCACUCGCUUCAUCCUGCAGAGUGGGGGACCCUUCCACAGGUACGGAGGUGAUGGCGUCAAAGGUACCAUUCGUCUGGCGACCGGUGUCCAAUGCGUCGCUGACUUGGUGACCGAGGAGUCGCUGCGGUGCCUGCAGAACGCGCCCGUGGAUGCGGUGGCCCGUAGCAAGAUGGCGCCCACCUUCGUGCCCGUGUUCAAGAGGGCGCCACUGUCGAGGCCGCAAAUGCGGUUGGCGCUGGAGACGCCGGCCUCAGAAGCGUCCGGGCCCCAGGGCAAGCAGUUCCUGCUGGGCAGAGUGCAGAACGAGGGCUCCUACCCGUGGUUCGUCGAGCAGCAGCGCACCGGCUCCGGCGAUCCCCAGCAGCUCGCCGCGCUGCUGAUCGGACAGGACAACCUCGAUCGCUGGCAGAACGCCACGGGCGUCGUGCUCGAUCCGACCGUCGCCGACGAGUCGUACCAGGAGGCCGUAGGGGACGUCCUGGAGGCGUGUCCAAUGUCCCAGCUGGCCGAGCAGCUGCACGCGUGGAAGAACCGCGUGUACGCCUACGUGCUGGCAUACCGGCCCACGUACUCCAGCUGGACGGACGAGACCGAGGCCGUCCACUUCGAGGACGUGGAGCUGGUGUUCGGCGUGCCGCUCAGGCCCGGCGCGCCCUCUGGCGAGCUCGACAAGCAGUGGUCCAGGACCAUGAUACGCGUGUGGUCCACGUUCGCGCGCACGGGGGUAGGGGACAUCUCGGACCACGACGUCUGGAAGUUCGACGCCGGCGUCGACAUCAUCCUAGGCAGCGCCCUGUCCCUGGGCGAGGAGUUCAACGACGAGUACCUGCUUCCCUACUCCGCUAGCCUCAAGAGUGCCUACGACCCGGAGCACUUCCUUCGGAGUGUCUGCUUCUUCCUCAAGUGCAGUGCCGCCUCUGAAAAGCGGCCUUCCGUGGCGGGUGUACGAGCGAGACGGUGUCUCGCGCAGCGCCCUGUGGCCAAACUCCAGCGAGGAGACCAUCGGGGAGGCCGCCAACGAGAUAUGCAGCAGGACGCGGGCGUUCGCCCAAUAUUUGUACUGAACGUUGCUGCGAUGCCGAGGAACGCAGCCGCGUUUAUCGGCUUCGCAGGUAGCCAUCGUGCUUGUGCAUGUUAUGGGGACCGUCGUUUGCAAAUGAUAGUAGACGCCACGCAAGCUCAAGGAACUAUGGGGAAAAUGUUAGAUUUAUAUAUAACUAAUCCAAUUCCGGAAACGCUCCCUGUAGUUCUCAAGACGGAACGAGAUGUCCGGGGUCCUCUCUAUAGUCCGGUGCAAGGUUUUGUUGUUGUGUUGUUGAUGUUCCUAAUACAUAGAUUUCAGAAUGCGUUCAACAUUGCAGUUUCCGAUAGCUCGCGCGAGCUUGCGUGUGUGUACGUGUGUGCGGGCUGGUAUAUCUCAGGGCCCAGGUCGGUGAGCGUCUCUUGGGGAUCCCGUGGAUCUCUGGUAGCUCCACGGGGAUCGGGACUGGUGGUUUCUGGAGGGUUGCUGGUUACUCUGCGCAGAGCUAAUUGUAUGAGGGAAGAAACAGUCCGAAAGGAAAAUCGUUUUGAAUUAAAAACAACCACAGUUUGAUUUCAUUCAACAGAAAUGAUAUUCCUAAUCGAUAUUAUAUACGUGUAGCGAGGAAAUAAAAGGCAACUUUCUUUUAGUUUAUCAUCAACAAUAAAUGCCUUCUUUUCAGCACCCGCUAAAGGGGGCGUUCACGCCGCUAUCAAAUGCAAUGCAAUGCAGCUCUUCGAAGGCGUGCGCGCACGUAAAGUUCACCUGCUACUAUACGCCGCCCCCCCCCCCCCCCCGCCUAUCCCCUCCCUCGCACGUUGUGUUGGUUUGCUUGUUGAAGUUUGCCUCACUUCUGGUGACGCGAUGCUUGCGAGUUGUUUCAUCGUUGUCCAACUUGUUCAGUCGAGAGUAGUGAGCUAAGGCUGCCAGAUAAUUGUUUACUUUAGCUGACUUCGUGUGGCUGUGCUGGCCGACGGGCCUGGCGUUUUUGGCGUGCUAUUCACUUCAAAUUUAUUGGCAUACGAAGAUAUCGCUGCAGACUGCGCGUUAUCCUUCAUCUUUACGCUGCUCCAUCGCACUUGUCUCACUGAAGACGUUGAAAGCGGAGUGUGGCGGAGCGCUAAGCAAGGAAACUCCGUGCAGUUUUUACAGCGAAGCUCUAUAUGGCUAGCCGAUUCGUCUGUCCGUCGCCUGUACGUCGAAAACACCUCCGGCGCAAACCCAUGCGCAUGCCCGAAAAGAGGCGGGCGAUUGGCUACGCUAGUAGUGACGUCGUUGCUCUCAGUCGCAGCUGAGUGCGCGCAGCAGCAGUUUCUCUCCGGCUCCGAAAUGCGUAGGCUAGGCGUCAUACGUACUCCUUCGGAGCAGGCAGCUUUCUAUCAACAACGCCCCGAACAUAACCGGGAACGAGCUCGUCUACGCCAUGCCUAUGCUGAAGCCCGGGCACAAGAACAGACUCGUGAAGCCGAGCGCAAGCAGCAACUGCAUACCGAGUAUCCGGCAGCCUACCAAGCUGUCGUUUAAUGAACCGUCGGGAUUAUUAACCGGGACCGGGGCCGCACGUUUCAGCUUCGUUGGUUAGUCACCUGUACGGAGUGCUUGGGCGCUGAUUUUUUGUUCAUUCUUCGUAAUACAAACUCUGUGCGCACUGCAGGCAGGAAAAUUGGUAGGGUCAAAUGCGUUUUGAAUGAUAAUAGGGAGCAGCGCUGUCUUGUGUGAUUGUUUCAUAAAUACACGGUUUUGCAAAGAAUUUUGAGUGCUUCUAGGAUUCUGUGGGUAGCUUUGGCUUAUAUUUCAGUAUUUUGACUGAGUGUUGGCUAUUGCACCAUUUUUUUUUUCAUAUUCGCUCACGUAUAUUGGCUUUUAUUUCUACGCUAAUAAAAGUGAAACGGCGUUUGGAA
Messenger RNA from Dermacentor andersoni, 4596 nucleotides. RefSeq names its product acetylcholinesterase-like. Gene Ontology annotation, biological process: choline metabolic process; acetylcholine catabolic process. The record is from RefSeq and is a predicted model, not a curated record. Gene Ontology annotation, molecular function: acetylcholinesterase activity. NCBI's taxonomy places the organism in Eukaryota, Metazoa, Arthropoda, Arachnida, Ixodida, Ixodidae. Gene Ontology annotation, cellular component: plasma membrane.